Messenger RNA from Aspergillus saccharolyticus JOP 1030-1, 738 nucleotides. RefSeq lists its product as uncharacterized. The transcript is spliced from 6 exons. Bases 1 to 738 code for a protein of 245 amino acids. NCBI's taxonomy places the organism in Eukaryota, Fungi, Ascomycota, Eurotiomycetes, Eurotiales, Aspergillaceae. The record is from RefSeq and is a predicted model, not a curated record.
AUGCGCUCUGUCUACGCUGUCGCUCCUCUGGCUUUGGCCCUCCGCGCUGCAGCCACCACCAAGGAUGCUUGGGCUUUCGGCCACGGUUUCUACACUGGACCUCCCUCCAACAGCGCUCACAUCACCAAGGCGACUUGGUCGGUUAUCGCCCCCGGCGUACCUGAGAAUACUACUGUCGAGGACACGAGCGACGAAGUCUGGGUUUCGCUCUGGAUUGGUCUUCAGGCGACUGCUGGCUCGGAUAGCUCCUACCUCUACCAGCCCCUGCUCAAUUGGUCGCCGGAUCAGGAGUCUCAGGGUUGCCCCGCUACCGUUGAAGAGUGGUGUGUUGCUGCUAGCACCUACACACCCAGCGGUCAGCUCGGCCAGGCCUACGUGACUGUUCCUAAGGAUAGCCAAGUGGACUUUGAGGUCACUGUUACCGACAGCAAGGUCACCCAGGUCGUCAGCAUCGACGGCAAGGUCGUUUCCAAGGAGACUGACAAGCUUGACAGCAACUUGCUUUACCUCUACUCCGGUGACGAAUGCUACACUGGAUCUGGUACCUGCGGUACCCAGCCUGGGUACAGCUGGAACAACAUCACCAUCCACCUAAGUGAAGCCGACACCAAGUUCGGUGAGACUCUGUACCUGUACAGCGGCUCUAGCUCUAAUGGACUCACCACCUCUGACGGGGGUAAGACCUGGCACACCGAUGCCAUCAAGAUCGCCAGCGACACCUUCGAGGAUGUCGAGUAA